UAAAGAUGAUUGUGCUGGAGGGAACGCGAACCAAACUACGUGUGCCUGAGACGAUCACCACGAGCAAUAAGCUGCUGUUCAAAUGGAAGGUGCCACCAUCACCACAGGCCCUCUACGUGCUGGUAGGUGUCUUCCUGAUGGGGGCAGCAACAAGCCAGCUUCUCACGGACAUUGCCAAGUACACCAUUGGGCGUCUGCGGCCACACUUCUUUGACCUGUGCCAGCCUCACAACCUGAAGGUCCUGUGUGCAAAGCCGUAUGCUUAUGUGGAAAACUUCACCUGCAGCAGCAAUGCAACGGCCCACCAGCUAAAAGAGAUGCGGCUCUCCUUCAUGUCAGGGCACUCAUCUUUCUCAGCAUACACCAUGCUGUACACAGUGCUGUACAUCCAUGCACGGAUGCCAUGGCGCAACUCUCUGGCCGUGGCUGCACGUACGGUGGUCCAGGUGGCGCUGCUGUCACUGGCCUGGUACACGGCACUCUCUCGUGUCUCUGACUACAAGCACCACUGGAGUGAUGUGCUAGCUGGUGCAGCCGAAGGCUACCUGGUGGCCAUUGUCGUGGCAUGGGGCGUCGCACCAUUCUUCAACCCUCAUGGCGGCCACCUGAUUACGGGAGGAACCAUUUCUCCUGAAGAAGAGCUCUUGCGAAAGCAUGAAUUGCCAAGUCAUGCAGCAUCAGUGUAGCGAAGCAGCGGUCUCACCAUUCCACCCAAUUUGGGAUACUGAUAUUCAUCAUCACUUUCUCAGCAGUUGCACGAACUCUGAUGCCACGAUCAUGUAGACAUGCUGGCUUUAUGAUUUCUCUGAAUGCUUUUGCAUUUUCUGCCCGCUGUUGUUGUGUUGCACGUAACCGUUUUGUCAAGCAUUUUUCACAAAGCUCUGGCACUGUCAUUUUGAUAGGCCACUGAGAGCACUGGGAGACAACAAACAAGGCCAACAGUUCUUACCACAUAGUGACUCAGUUCACUCAUAUUAAGCUCUAAAGGGCCCCAACUGCCUCUGAUAUUUUGAGCACAUAUUAAAAUAAACACGCGCAUUGUGGGCAGAAUGCUGCGAUGUUUAUCUUUCGCUAACAUGGCAAAGUUAUGUCCCGAAGCAAGUUAAAAAGAAGUGUCCUUUUCUUCGGGCUUUCCUGUCCCUUUUCACAAGUCAUGAAGCCAACAGGGUCAUGCACAUGAUGCCACUAAGGCAAAAGCUAUCGAUUGGUUUCUCUGUGAGGGAUGUCAGUUCUGAUCUGUCUGCCAGCAUGCUUUUGCUAGGCAGCUGCAUGCCUAAUCUUCCUCUUCGUCUUGCUUGCCUGUUGUGUGCAAUCAAUUGAUUUCAUAUUGUGUAGCAUGUUUUGCAAUGUGUGUGCAGUGACAAUAGCACGCAGCCAAAAAGUAGAGUCAUGGCAACCGGAAGUAGAUGGUGUUUUCAAACUAGAAAAAAGCGGUAACAGUGACGUUCGGUCCCAAAGUAGGUGUCCACAUGUCGUUUAGAGAAGUACAAAGGAAAGUGCACCCAUGGAGACGGUAGCGAAGGUGAGCGAGAAACCGCUUACUCGCCUUUGAGCUCGGAGUGGUUAGGGGCCCUUUAAUGUCACGUCAUCACUACUUGCUAUCGUGCGGUCAGUCGCCAGUAUUUAUCUCAAAUUGCAGAGUGAUCCCAAACUCCCAAGCCAAAUGUUAUGACCGAUAAUUUUUACAAUGGCUAAUCAUCUUAGCUGCACUAUUGCGACUACUGUGAGCUCCAUACAGCUCUUACAUGUGCAUACGUUAACUUAUUCUGUGACAUUAAAGCAUAAGCCUUUUGCAAAGUGUUGCACACCAACUUCAGGGUCUUCAUGUGUUCAGCGUCAGAGCACACAGCCCAAAUAUGAAGCUUUUACUGGUGCUACCUGUUUACCUUUCUACGUUGACAGUGUAGUUUGUUGCAACAGCAAAGCAGAAUGUGUACUGCAUAGCAACUACAGUGUAAAUGUUGUUGUAAACCCUAUACAGCAUUUCUGAAGUGUCGCAUUGUCACCACGGAAUGGCCUUCAUCUCCCACUGCUACCAAAGUUGCAUGCUUUGUUACCACUUUCAUUAACAAGUCAUUUGCUUAAUAUUGUUUAACUGCAAGAGUGCACACUGAUGUUUAGCUUUGACAUUCCACUUGUUCUGAACUAGUUUUACACAACCUGUGCUGCUUUUAUUGGUGAUUAUUUUCAAAGAGCUUGCUGCUUGUUUGCAUUUGGGGAAUGUUGAACGUUAGAGAACACCAGGCAGUUGAAACUGAUCCUAACUGUAGCUCUAGGAAGUAAAACAGCAUCAAUCAUUUUAAAAGAGCCCUCCACCACACAUUAAGCUACCACUUUUCUUUUGUUGGCUUUACAGCAUGAUGGCUGUAGGUGCCUUUAUUGUUCAUUGCAGAUUGAGCUAGUUGGUAUUGCACACCAUUUUUGUGUGAAGCACGGGUGUUUAACAAAGACACAAAUAAACAAGUAAACCACAUUUUUCACAAAAGUGAUGCAAUGUAGAAGUAUUUAUUUUAAUAUGCCCAAGAAAUUGAGAUAUUAUUACUGACUGCACUACACAAAGCAUCAGCUUUCAGCAUCACCAUAAAGGAAGCCUUCUCAUUCGUGUAGUAUUUAUAUUUUAGCCAGUUCCUGUAGAUCAUUUUCAUCUUUGAGCCUGUUCUUUCUCUUAAGGUAGUGCCUUCGUGAUUGAUCUCAUAGUUAUCACUACCUCAACAUCCACUGUUGUAACUAGGCAAUAAUAGGCCACACAUUCCCAUAGCUAAAUUUAUGUUGCAGCAUCUUUUCGCCCUCUGGUGCUAUGAAUGAACAGGAAUGAUUAUUCAAGCUUUAAUGUCAGUGUAACCAUACAAAUGCAACUGUAAGCAUACAACUUGAGGAAUUUCAGAACACUUGGUUGAUGCCAGACCGUCUUGAAUGUACUUGAACUAAAUGUCUUGCCCGCCUGCAACCUUUUUUUCGUGUGUGGUUUUGCAAGUGCCUUGUCUCCAUGACUGUGAAUUGGUUGAAACCACAGUUUUGCACACAAUAUCUCCACAAAGAAAUCUGUCAUGCCAACGUGACAGUUUGAUGAGCAUUAUAAUCGUUAGAAUUAUAACAGCCCUUAGCACAACUGGCUUCAAGCUACCCUGCAAUUCCUUGUAAAUGCACUUAAUGCCACUUGAUUACCUACAAUAACUUUAGUUUGACUCAGCUUCCCAGUACUGCAGUUUUUAGGUGUCGCCAUUCGACUGCAUUUCAGAGUUUACAAAAUAAAAAGUUGAGAGUAUAAAACACAAAUUACUCGAUGCAAAAAUAUUAAUAAGAUUUUGCAACUCACAUGUAAAAAGCAAAUGUCACCUAUCUGACAAGAUGAAAGCUCUGCAAAGAACAGAGUUAGAUCUGAAUGCUAAACAUUUCAUAGCUGAGAUGGCACAGUGAUGUCAAUGAGAAAAGAGCGAGAAGUACGUUCUCACAUAAUUACUAUCAUCAAUAGCGCUCUUUCUUAAGAUUACUAAAAGAAAAUCUGGUGCUAAAGGUUAUAUAGGCAAGCCGGAAGCCACAAAGUUCCACCGUUUCAACGAACAUGGGAACGUUGGGCAGCACAUGGAUUUGGCUAAACUCUGGCCUUAUGGCUUUGGAAUAUUUUUGUGGCUUCCUAGAUUAACUUUUUGAAAAUAAUUUGUGGCCAUGAAUUCAGUGCACGUCAGCAAGGAGUUUUAAACCACUGGGUGUUAAAAAAAAAUGCAAAAGGCAUACAAAGCAGUGUUUUUUGGUACACAAAGCCGCUCGGAGACACUAUCUCUAAAUCUCCUUAAUGAAGCUCACCAUCACCUUUAGGGCUACCAUUCUACUCUUUUCAGAACAAUGCAGUUACAGUUAAGAAAUACACUGUGGGCAUUACUGUGCAGAGAUUUAGACACAUAUACUUUUAAAACCUUAUAAUGUGCACCCAUUUAACACGCAUGUGUGCUUAAUGGUGUAAAAAAUUUGUUUUUCCUAAUUACACAAAGGAAUCAAUGGAUAAGCACAAUAUGGGACUUUAGCAUCAUUAACAUGCACAGGGACAUGUAUGGCCAAGUGCAGAUAUCUUAGUGCAGGCAUGUAGCACAUUAUAAGCAGUUUUGUUCUUAUUAAAGAACUACCAGAAGAAAUACAUUAUUAUUGAGUCUGACAUAUCUUUAUUUCUUUUACCUUAUCAGAGAUAACUGGCUAAUAUGAUGCCUAAUAGAUAUUACAAAAAAGUAAUCAACAACUUUUCAUUCUCCUAUUAGCGCUUCGAUACUAAGGUGUUUUCGUCCAAAAGCAGAAAAUUCUGUACUCAAAGAAGCCACACCCAAGUCAGAAAAAUCUAUGCACUAGACCAAUAAUUCCCAUUGAGAGUGAGCGAUCGCAGCACCAAACUUGCUGCCAGCAAUCCUUGCAUGAAACAGUGUGCCAUUAUCUUUCUGCAGCACAUGGUUUCGGUAUCCCCUCUAGUAACUUUUUCAUCCUCUACGUUGGUGUUGUCGAUGGCGCAACUGUUGUCAGGAGGGAUGACUUUAUGAAGCUGUUUGAUUAAACAGGGCCGCUAAUUUGUACACGUUCGAAAAGCCGACGAUUGGUUUUGCUUCACGCGAUUGGCCUAGGUCGUGAUAUCAGCGCGGCCUGGGCAAUCAUGUGAGACAAAACUGGACGUUGGCUUUUCGAACGCGUAUAAGAUAGCAGCCCAGCUGUUUACUUUCUUUCUUUUAUGGGCUCAAUACUAGUGGUCAAUUAUGUCUGUAAAAGAACUGGCUGGCAUUGCAGAGUUAAUAUUUUAUAUAUUAAGGAUUUUUUGCGUGGAGAAAGUGGCUGGCCUUACAAUAAUUUGUGCUGUGAAUGUAACUUCGAUAUAUAUUGUGGGAAUGUGCGACUCUCACAUGUCACCAGCCAUUGGUUUCUUUUUCAUACUUUUCAUAUUGUGUUUGCAACAUAGGAUGCAUUGGAGUAAUAACUUUGUUUUGUUCCUUGAAAUAGGUAGCCUUCUAAAUGCAGCUACCUGCUCACAGAGGACAUCCAUCAUAUAUACAGCUCAUAAACAAAUUGGAAACUGAUUGUUAAUUUUAAAAACUCUAUUGGGGUGAACCUGCUUGUUUUGUUUUCUGUGUGCCAAAAAUGUGCCUUGAAUAAUAAAAAAAGUGUCAAUUACAUUUUUAUUUUUUAAUGUGCACUGCUGGCUUUGCUUGCAAUGCUUGUAUACCAGUACCUUGCAAAUAAAACACUGCCCUUUUUU
Dermacentor silvarum is the source of this 5230-nucleotide messenger RNA. Its product is annotated as phospholipid phosphatase 1-like. Gene Ontology annotation, molecular function: phosphatidate phosphatase activity. The record is from RefSeq and is a predicted model, not a curated record. Bases 6 to 686 code for a protein of 226 amino acids. NCBI's taxonomy places the organism in Eukaryota, Metazoa, Arthropoda, Arachnida, Ixodida, Ixodidae. The transcript is spliced from 5 exons. Gene Ontology annotation, biological process: phospholipid metabolic process; phospholipid dephosphorylation; signal transduction.